AUGAAAACGCGCACAACACAGCCCCUCUUCUCGCUACCCUCGCUAUCCUUCCUCCUCCUCAUCGCCCUCCUCUCCACCUUCCUCUCGCUCACACCCGUGACAUCCGCCGCGGGCGUCGACCCGGCGUCCCUCGCGUCCCAACCCUACCAGUACUUCCGCUCGGACGGCGUCGGGGGCAGCAGUGCCGCGUGCUGGCUCAGCCGUGUGCCCUUCCCCGCCAUCGACGGCAUCAGCUGUCGCUUCGCCGAUACGAUAUCCCAAGUCAAAGGCCGGCAGAUCUGGCAGUGCGACGGCGACCAGGGCAAAUUCUGCGACGGCUGCCACCAGUUGGAGGCCAAGCUAACGGAUCCCAAGGACUUGGUCGCGUGGAAGGUUCAAGGUUGUUAG
This is a messenger RNA of Sporisorium graminicola, 387 nucleotides long. RefSeq lists its product as uncharacterized. The record is from RefSeq and is a predicted model, not a curated record. The transcript has a single exon. NCBI's taxonomy places the organism in Eukaryota, Fungi, Basidiomycota, Ustilaginomycetes, Ustilaginales, Ustilaginaceae. Bases 1 to 387 code for a protein of 128 amino acids.